Messenger RNA from Xylaria bambusicola, 1077 nucleotides. RefSeq lists its product as uncharacterized. The transcript is spliced from 5 exons. The record is from RefSeq and is a predicted model, not a curated record. Gene Ontology annotation, biological process: glycolytic process; gluconeogenesis. Gene Ontology annotation, molecular function: fructose-bisphosphate aldolase activity; zinc ion binding. The coding region runs from base 1 to 1077 and encodes 358 amino acids. Gene Ontology annotation, cellular component: cytosol. NCBI's taxonomy places the organism in Eukaryota, Fungi, Ascomycota, Sordariomycetes, Xylariales, Xylariaceae.
AUGGACAAGCUCGGACUCAAGCCCGGCGUCGUCUACGGCGAGAACGUCUACAAGCUCCUCAGCUACGCGAAGGAGCAAGGUUUCGCUCUGCCUGCCGUUAACUGUACCUCUUCUUCUACAGUCGUCGCAACUCUGGAGGCUGCUCGCGACGCCAAGUCUCCUAUCAUACUCCAGGUCUCCAAUGGCGGCGCUGCCUUCUUUGCUGGCAAGGGCAUCUCCAACACCAACCAGGAGGCUUCCAUUGCCGGUGCCGUUGCCGCCGCUCACUUCAUCCGCUCCAUCGCACCUCUAUACGGAAUCCCAGUGAUCAUUCACUCCGAUCACUGUGCCAAGAAGCUUCUUCCUUGGCUAGAUGGCAUGCUUGAUGCCGAUGAGGAAUUCUUCAAGAACAACGGAACUCCCCUAUUCAGUAGCCACAUGAUUGAUCUGUCUGAGGAGGAUUUGCAAUCCAACAUCGAAACCACUGCCAAGUACCUAAAGAGAUCCGCCGCCGUCAACUUAUGGCUAGAGAUGGAGGUCGGUAUCACCGGUGGAGAGGAAGACGGCGUUAACAACGAGGACGUCGACAACAACUCCUUAUACACGCAGCCUGAGGACAUCUGGGCCAUUCACCAGGCCUUGAGCCCUAUCUCAAAGAUGUUCAGCAUUGCUGCUGGUUUCGGUAAUGUCCACGGUGUUUACCAGCCAGGCAAUGUCAAGCUUCGACCCGAUAUCCUGGGCAAGCACCAAGAAUAUGCUGCUGAGAAGCUGGGCGUGUCCAAGGACAGCAAGCCUAUUUUCUUUGUCUUCCACGGUGGUUCUGGAUCAAGCAAGGAUGAGUUCAAGAAGGCCAUCGGCUACGGUGUCUGCAAGGUCAACUUGGAUACCGAUCUGCAAUGGGCGUACCUGUGUGGUCACCGUGACUUCAUUACCAGUAACAUUGAGUACCUCAAGACACAAGUUGGUAACCCCGAGGGCGCCAACAAGCCCAACAAGAAGAAGUACGAUCCCCGUGUCUGGGUUCGUGAGGGUGAGAAGACCAUGAAGGCCCGAGUCGUGGAGGCGCUUGAGGACUUCUUUGCCGCUGGCAAGUUGUAA